Molecule: messenger RNA, 2234 nt
Organism: Panicum virgatum (switchgrass)
Lineage: Eukaryota; Viridiplantae; Streptophyta; Magnoliopsida; Poales; Poaceae
Product: WD repeat domain-containing protein 83-like
Exons: 10
Coding region: 876-1787 (303 amino acids)
Biological process (GO): mRNA splicing, via spliceosome
Cellular component (GO): catalytic step 2 spliceosome
Molecular function (GO): protein binding
Source: RefSeq, a predicted model, not a curated record
CGCGGCCUCGCCUCGCACCUCCACACGACGGCGCCGCCCCUCCACUCCGCCUCGCGCCUCCACGCAACGGCGGCGCCCCUCCACUCCUCCUCGCGCCUCCACGCAACGACGCCGCCCCCUCCACUCCGCCUCGCGCCUCCACGCAACGGCGGCGCCCCUCCACUCCUCCUCGCGCCUCCACGCAACGACGCCGCCCCCUCCACUCCGCCUUUGCCUUCGCUGGAUCCGGCGAGCCGCGUGUCCUCCGCCUCCACCUCUUCGCCGUCGUCGUCCACCAUCGGGGUCGAGUUCGCCACUCGCAGCAUCCACAUCGAGGACAAGGUCGUCAAAGCCCAGAUCUGGGACACCGCUGGCCAGGAAAGAUCGGAGGCCCAGCCCGUCCGCACACUCCAGCCUCGUGCCGCCGCCGCCGCCCGCAUCUCCUCUCGCGAGUCUCGGUCUCGCGUCUCCCCAUCUCCCGGCUCGGCGGCGCAGUUCCCGCGGUCGUCCCCGGCUGGCGGCACCACAGCAGCGUGGCCUGUGGCGGCUCACCGGCACACCAUCGCCCACGCCCCUGCCCCCAGGCCCCAGCCCUAACAACUCGCGGUGCGCUGCGGCCUGGUCGGCAACCGGCGGCGGCUGCCGUCCAGCACGGGCACGCGGCGAUUUGGCGCUGGGACCUCGAGGGCUCAGCCGCCUGAGAUGCUGAGUCUCCCGACCGUCCGGACAGUCCUUCACCCCUUUUUUUGCGAUUAGUCCUUCACCCUUGUGCUCACUACUCUACAGUUCACACCACUGGCCCAUCAUUCAUCCCAUCCUCCUCGGUGGCCUUCGACUUGUCGACUUCUUUCCGUCCAUCCCAUCCUCGGCGCGGCGGCGGAGGAGGAGAGCAAGAGAUGUCAUCCUCGGAGACGGUCGCACAACAUCUGCCGCGGACGGAGGCACGGUCAUUGUCGGGGCACGAAGGGGCAGUGCUUGCGGUGCGCUUCAACCGCGACGGCAACUACUGCCUGAGCUGCGGCAAGGACCGCACCCUUCGCCUUUGGAACCCGCACACUGGCGCCAACGUCAAGACCUACAAAUCCCACGCCCGCGAGGUCCGCGACGUCCACUCCUCCUCGGAUAACGCGAAGCUGGUGUCCUGCGGCGCCGACAGGCAGAUUUUCUACUGGGAUGUUGCCUCGGGCCGCGUCAUCCGCAAGUUCCGUGGUCACAACAGCGAGGUCAAUUCAGUGAAGUUUAAUGAGUACAAUGCUGUUGUAGUCUCAGCUGGUUAUGACCGUACAGUGCGUGCAUUUGACUGCAGGUCACAAAGCAGUGAUCCAAUUCAGACUAUUGAUACUUUUCAAGAUAGUGUAAUGUCAGUUAACCUAACAAAGACAGAAAUAAUUGCGGGCAGUGUUGACGGUACUGUUCGUACAUUUGACAUUCGCAUGGGUAGGGAGACUGUGGAUAAUCUGGGGCAUCCUGUGAACUGUAUAUCAUUAUCAAAUGACAACAAUUGCCUUUUAGCUAACUGUCUAGAUUCUACCGUGAGGCUUCUAGACAAGUCAUCAGGAGAACUGUUGCAGGAGUACAAGGGGCAUGCGUGCAAGUCCUUUAAGAUGGAUUGCUGCUUGACGAAUGAUGACGCAUUUGUUGUUGGUGGAUCUGAGGAUGGCUAUGUUUUCUUCUGGGAGUUAGUGGAUGCACCUGUUGUUGCAAGAUUCAGGGCACAUAGUUCUGUGGUAACCAGCAUCAGUUACCACCCAACAAAGGCGUGCAUGUUGACAUCUUCUGUGGACGGUUCAAUACGUGUUUGGACCUAAGACUAGUCGUUGAUGUGUCACAUGUAUUGUCCCUCCAAAUCAUCCAAUUAUCUAGCGGCGACGAUAAAAAAGGUGGGUGCAUGUUCUAACCUAAUGGGAGUCCUGUACGCCAUGUUGCUGUGCCAGUGUGCUGCUAAGAGAAUGCCCGACUGCUCAACCUAUUUGUGAAGCACAAAAUGUUCGAAAGUGGUAUUCUGACAUGUACACGCUUGGAUGAUGGAAGGCACAGGUUGUGAGUUUCAUGGACUAGAUAACAUUUUCUGCUUCUGAGAAGUCACUUGCCCCAAGUGUCAUAUUGUCUUCAUUUUUAAGUACGGCUGCUUCCCACUUGUUAGGCAGGUGUAUGGUGGUUGUACUUGAACUGGGGCAUAAAACAAGGUAGGCCUAGCUAUCAAGUGGAGGAAGAAAAAAAAAUCUGCAAAUCACAAAAAUAGUCGCAUUGGCGUA